AUGAAUCUGCAGCAGCUGUGCGAUCUCCUGCCCCUCAUGAGGCCUGCCUGCUUAAAGCAGGGCCUGGAGAAGGCGCAGAAGCCUCAGAAGGAGCCUGCCCCAAACCAGCAGAAGACGCUCUCGGCUCUGGACCACGAGGCCUGUUACCUUUGCUACAACCUCCUGGUAUUAGCCAACGUGGUUGUGGGAACCAAGCCAGCAUCUCCAAGAGAGCAGGGACACCUCCAGCAACUUUGCCUCCAGGUGCAGCGGCACAUCAGCAGCAGCCUCCGCGAGGACCCCGCUCUCCUCUACCGGACCAAGCUGAAGAACCUGGCUGCCCAAACCUACGUCAAGUGGCAGGAGCUGCUGUCGCAAAGCUGGCUCCAAUUAACCCACUAG
This is a messenger RNA of Pseudonaja textilis, 381 nucleotides long. The record is from RefSeq and is a predicted model, not a curated record. NCBI's taxonomy places the organism in Eukaryota, Metazoa, Chordata, Lepidosauria, Squamata, Elapidae.